Molecule: messenger RNA, 612 nt
Organism: Macrosiphum euphorbiae (potato aphid)
Lineage: Eukaryota; Metazoa; Arthropoda; Insecta; Hemiptera; Aphididae
Source: the annotation of a GenBank genome assembly
AUGAUGUUAAAAAACACCGAGGCCGAUCUGCGACCCGGCAAACAGCAGCAGCUAAUGUUGGGCGCGUUCGGCGGCCCGCAGAUGUUGGCCGACGCCCUGCACGCCGCCACGGCCGCCGACGACGAAGACGACGACGAUGAUUGCGGCGGCGGUGAUCGCAAGGGAGACAUGUACGCGGCGACCGCCAUGGCCAUGAAGGACUCACCGGUGGCCGCCGGUCUGCAGGAUGGCAACGGGUUUUGGAUGGCGGCCGUGUCCGCGGCCGGUCCGCAGAUGGACCACCACGCGGCCGACUAUCAGCCCGCCGCCGUGCCGGACUACAUGAUGCACCACGUGAUGGGAGGCGGUGGCGUCGGUAACGAGAACGUGUCACCGGUGGACCCGCAACACCAGCAGCAGCACCACCAAGUCGCUGCCGCCGCCGCAGCCGCCGCCGCCAUGUACCAGAUGCAGGCAGAUCAGCAGGUUGGCGGCGGCGGCGGCGGCGGUGGUGUGGUCGGCGCCGGUGGAGGCGGUGGACAGCAAGAGUAUCCUUGGAUGAAGGAGAAAAAGACCACCAGGAAGAACAACCAUCAAGGUAAGUUCGUGUAUAGAUUAUUGUGCGUAAGAUGA